This is a messenger RNA of Fusarium graminearum PH-1, 438 nucleotides long. RefSeq lists its product as uncharacterized. Bases 1 to 438 code for a protein of 145 amino acids. Lineage: Eukaryota; Fungi; Ascomycota; Sordariomycetes; Hypocreales; Nectriaceae. The record is from RefSeq and is a predicted model, not a curated record. The transcript has 4 exons.
AUGAUUGGUCAGAUCGAAUCUGUAAUACACUCGGUCAAGUUGAGUUUUGAUGUCGGUUCGGCUUAUGAGAGUCUAGAGUCCAAGUCUGGGGAUGUUCUGAAGCAAAAGUCGCUACGGAAGCGGGGUGUGAGUGUGAGUGGGGCCGUCCCCGCCUUUGCCGGCGAGACGGAGACGGAGACGCAGCGGAGCCGCAAUUGCCUCCCCUCUCAGGGCAGGACAAGACAAGCGGCAAGGGUGAACGGCUCUUCCCCAGGAAUUUGGAGAGCCGCUGCUCACUCUGCUGAUGAUAGGUUACCUAUCAAAAAGGGGUCAUUACGUGCGGGGUCAAGUCUACUGUUGAAUGGGAUGCUCGCUAUCCUUUACGCCGAAGACGAAGACCCUCUUUCUCUUGGUCUCAUAGCAACCAGUUACAGCAAAAUGUGGAUUUGCUGUACCUGA